This is a messenger RNA of Amoebophrya sp. A25, 8944 nucleotides long. NCBI's taxonomy places the organism in Eukaryota, Dinophyceae, Syndiniales, Amoebophryaceae. The record is from the annotation of a GenBank genome assembly.
CAAGCCAGUAUCUUAGAGCCCAAGCUGUAUUCUUUGAAUACCCUCCUUUUUCCCGUUUCUCGACGAAGGUUCGUUAGUGUUACUCUGUGAACCAAGUCAGUCCCUCGACAAAUGUCCUUGAUGAGAGAAAUGGCAAUGAAAUAUGUUUAACAUAGAAAACAUGUAUAUAUAUUAUAUUCACCUGAGUACUAUAAGUUAUCUUCCCCACUACAACAUGGCUUCAUGUCAGCGUGACUAGAUUUUUACUGCGUAUUUAGUAAGAGUAACCACUGGUAUCCGGUUCAGUCAGUAUGUACUACAGCUUGAAUUAUGCUUCAAAUAUAAGUGAGGCAGUCUGCACACCUUUUUGUGUCAAGUUUUCAAAUGAAUCAAGCGAAAGCAAACAGGAAUCGAUCAUUGCUGAAAAUAAGGGGUUAAACCCGGUUUGAUGAAUCCGUGGUAAUUAUGGUAUCAAUCUUCUGUCGUAUUCAAAAUAAUAACAUCGAUGUAGUUGGGCCUGCUGUUCUAAUCUCUAGUACGUCUGUGUAAUGCUCAUGCUGCAGCUGCCUUCUGUCGAUCAUUUUUGGCUCACUUGAUAUCUCUUCGUUCGUUAAUUCAAUAUCGUCACAUGCUUAACCUUAAUGAUCAUGCCCAGGCAGCAUAUAGUACGCUUUGUCGGGCUGUGUCGCCUGUUCAAGGUGAAUGUUGCUGAGACUCAGUGUUGCUACUGAAUGGGAGUAGAAAUGCAGAGGUAGCUGCAUCCGAUUUUGAUGCCCGGUCAUUUUUUGUGCGACAAGUUGAAGAGCGUCCAGCGCAGCUGAGCACAGGUCAGGGGGAGGCCAAUCUUGUCGCGACCGGUGUUUCAUACUGGGCUGAGAUGUCGAACAAAGUUCUUAUAUAUCAGGACUCUGUUUGUACUCUGUAGUGCUGGGCAUUACAAGCUUGAAAUUCGGGGUUCUAGCAGAAGUUUCCGGCUCGAUCGUACUUACGAGCUUCCCACCGCAAGCUACCUCGCAAAUCCAUGGAGGCACCUUAGACAGGGAAGAAGGUGCGAAGUGAUUAUACCUCAGUGCAGGCAAGCCGGAAUACAAACUCCACCGCAUCCAGUUCUUCUAGUUCUAGUUUCUGGUAAAAACGAGGAGACAAGAUGGCGUUCCAGACGAGCGUCGGGGAGUUGCGGACCCUGUUUGAGGGUCGCGAAACCCUCGAGGGGUUGGAGAAGCUUGGGGGCGUUGAGAGCUUGUGCCAGAAGCUUGGGAACGUGAGCCCGUCUCUGGGAAUCGAGUCUUCCUCAGUGCAGAGUCGGCGUGAGACCUUUGGCGAGAACCGUAUUCCAGAACGGCCACCGCAGACCUACUUGCAGAUUCUGUACGGAGCUUUUCAAGAUUUCACAAUCAUAAUGCUCGUCUGCGCUGCGCUCGCGUCGAUUUUUGUGUGCCUCGUCUUCGAAAUGCAGGAGCAUCCAGACUCGCUGUGCUGGAUCGAGGGCACCGCUAUCAUUUUCACCGUCAUCUUGGUGACCAACGUCGCGGCUGUUCUUAUGCCCUUGAAAUGUUUUUCCUUCCUCGAGCAAAUUUGGAUGAUUGAAAUACUUUUACGUAUGAUUGAUGAAAUCGUCUUUAAUACCAACACUACUACGACAAGUAAUUUUGAGUUUUCCUAUUCGUUUUUGAUGAAUGCCUUGGUGUACAACCAAAGAGUUCCACUGUUGGCCUGUGACUCAUCGAUGAGUUGUAGUGAGACUACGGGCGUUUCAAAAUCUUCGAGUCGUCAUUUCAUUAGUAAUUUACUCUAAGCAUUAGGACUACCAGAAAGAGAAGCAGUUUCGGGCGCUGAACGCGGACGUUGCGGAUAUUCAAGUAAACGUUAUACGUGAUGGGCAGAAGACGUCCGUUUCCAAGUAUGACUUGGUCGCCGGGGAGAUAGUGCGACUGAGUAUCGGGGAUAUUCUCGAAGGCGACGGCGUCCUCAUUGAGGGUUUCGACCUCGAAGCCGAUGAGUCGGCGCUGACGGGAGAACCUAUCCUCAUAAAGAAAAAUGCAAAAAAGCCAUACCUAUUGUCGGGAAGCAGCAUCCAAAAAGGCCAGGGAACUUAUAUGCUAAUUGCAGUCGGCGUCAACUCCGAAAAAGGCAGGAUUCAGGCUCUGGUAGUUCGUUUACUCAUCUGCAAAUGUGAAACGCCUUUGUAGAGGCAGGCUGGCUAAAGAGUAAAUCUUCAUCCCGGUAAUCCGGUAAAAUAUACCCACCCAUGCCUUCUGAGGUCUUUUCGUUCUGCAUUUAGACCUUGCACCGCAAUCACAAAUAUGACCUUUCAAUCUUCACGUAUACUCCAGGUGCGUGGUCAGAACGUGGCAUUAUCCGCAGUAGAGGGUGGAAAGGAGGGAGAAGGUGAGGGUGGCGAGCAAGGUGGUGAAGAGGAAGAAGAAGAGAAAAGCUUACUCACGAAGAAGCUCGAUGACACGGCUGAGUUGAUCGGGUUUCUUGCCAUCAGGAUAGCUCUAGUUGCGCUUGUCGGUAUGGCAAUAAAUUGGCUCAUUCUUAAAGGAGGCGACUCAUUCGCAGAUGGCGAAGCACUACGAGACGAGGCGAUACAAUGGGUACUACAACGGGCAGCUAAGCUCUCUGAUGAUUGUGAUUACUAGCCCUUCUUUGGAUCGAUGACGAUCCGGUGCUGAGGUGUGUUACGAUUAUUCGACAAGGCAGUGGAAGUAACCGGCGAGUAGGCAAGACAAUCCUAGACCUUUGAAGACAAAAUCUAUGCUUAAAAUAGCUCGGUGUAUAUUUAAGUUUUUUGAUGAUUCUCUUCUUUUAUCACCUGCGUCGAUUCACUUGUUGCCUUGAAUGACUACUCAGGUAAUCAUGUGUAUCACGAUCAUCGUUGUCGCGGUCCCCGAGGGCCUUCCACUGGCUGUGACAUUGGCCCUUUCUCUAUCAGUCGGCCGCAUGCAGGAGGAUGAGUGCCUGGUGAAGCAGUUAGAUGCCACUGAAACAAUGGGCUCAGCGACGUCCAUUUGCACCGACAAGACGGGAACUCUGACACAAAACCGCAUGACGGUAGUGAAAGCAUAUUUCGGUCGAGACAUCGUGGACGCGCAGGCCAGCCAGACGUGCGGCGUGCGGUGUCGGUCAGGGACGUUCAUGAGUGAAAACAUGCGCGAGCGGGUGGGCCACGGUAUCUGCUGCAACAAGGCUGAGGCAGAAAUUAGCUUUGACGAGAAGCUCCAACGGUGGACCCAAAUAGGGAACAAGACGGACUGCGCUCUCCUUGCUUUUGCACACGACAUGGGGCACGACUACAAAAAGAUCGGCUUCACAAUGUCGAUGGCAAAGAAAAUCUACCCCUUCUCCUCGCAGCGCAAGAGAGCCGGCAUUGUCGUCCCGCACGGCAGCGGCUACCGCGUCUACAUCAAAGGCGCGUCAGAGAUUGUCCUCUCACUCUGCACGCAGAAAUAUGACGGCCAAAACGACAGUGUCGAAGCCUUCCCGGAUACGGACAAAACUGGUACUGGACUCGUGUACGAUUUACUUAAUAUUGUGAUUCUAGUACGACAUGAGGAUUAUGCACAUUCUUGAAUGAUCAUUUCAUUUAUCUUUCAUCUAUUUUUUUCAGCCGUUAUCGCGAGGGUUGUGACGCCAUUCGCAAAAAUGUCGCUGAGAACGAUAGGCCUCGCGUACAAGGAUAUUCCUGUUGGCAGCAGUGUCGACUUUGAAGCGAUGCUGAGUGACGAGGAGGCCGUGAAGCUUACAGGGCAAAAUGCAGAAACCUAUGCGCAAGAGACGGAGGUAGUCUAAUCGUUUUUUUUUGGUUUGAAGGAGUCAAUCAUUGGUUUUAAUCUUUACUUCCAACGUGGAAUUGUUUGAUAGACCACCACAGGGUCAGGGCGUUAGUCUUUUACAUUUUUUACCACCUCAAAAAUGAAUCAGUUAACCUUCCUGGGCCUCGUCGGUAUUGAGGAUCCGUUGCGGGACACUGUGACCGCGGCCAUUCAGAAGUGCAACAGCGCCGGCGUGGACGUUCGCAUGGUGACGGGAGACAACAUCGAUACAGCUGUGGCGAUAUCAAAGCAGUGCGGGAUUCUCCGAGCAGGUAUCGAUCUGGACGCAGAUGGCGGUGUGCUCCCCGGCACCGCUAUGGCAGGCCCCGAGUUCCGGCGGCAGGUGGUCGGAGCCGACGGGCAAAUAGACCAAGCGGCGUUCGAUAAAGUUUGGCCCGCGCUGCGAGUGCUCGCGCGCUCUUCACCCACUGACAAAUACAUGCUCGUGAGCGGUAUAAUUGAAAGCGACCUCUUCAAGGACGCUGCGCUCUGCAAGGAGAAGAACCUCUACCCAGACCGACAGGUGGUAGCCGUUACAGGAGACGGCACGAAUGACGCACCAGCCCUGAAGCGAGCUGACGUGGGCUUUGUCAUGGGCCUCACAGGAACAUCAGUACUUCUUCAUCUGCUGAACUCUAGAGUACCUCAUAGACUCAUUUUUGCAAGUCUCAUUUUGCAUCGAAUCUGUUUUAUCAUCUGAUAUCUGUACAUUUUUGUAGUUGUCGUGUCAUUCUCAUGAUGCUGAUUUCAACAACUUCAACUUCUACAUCAAGGUAGCAAAGGAUGCUGCGGAUAUCGUCAUUACUAACGAUGACUUUGCGUCAAUCGUGCAGGCCUGUUUGUGGGGACGGAAUGUGUACGACUGCAUAUCAAAAUUUCUGCAGUUUCAGCUGACCGUCAAUAUAGUCGCUGUCACACUUGGUACUGAUUGACUUUUGCCUUUCAUUAUUUUCGCAAGAGUGUGCUGCACUGCAGUAAGUCUAAGUUGUAUCUCUACUUACUUCGAGUUCGAUCCGCUGCGUCUCGAAUCAUGUACUUGAAUUUUUUGUUGAGUCAAGUGUUUGAUCAUACGAGAACAAGUCUGGGAGCCAGAUGAAGUAGUUCCCUGUUGAGUUAUAAACAGAUAUAUUUAUAUAAUCUGGAUUAUCGCAAUCUUUCUCAUGAUCAUGUUCUUUAUGAUUACAGCGUGCCUCGGUUCUUUCGUGGAUCGUGAAUCACCACUUCGAGCGGUGCAGAUGUUGUGGGUGAAUCUGAUCAUGGAUAGCCUUGGCGCACUUGCACUAGCCUCCGAACCGCCCGUUCCGGAGCUACUGCAAAGGCCGCCUUAUGGACGAAACAAACCGCUGCUUAGUUUUCAGAUGAAGUACUACACCCGGUUAUCUUUCCGCUACACUUGAUUCGCUGCACUACAGCCACUAGACUGAGUAGAAGAUGUAGUUCGAGUUGAAGUUUAUAUUUAUACUAUUUCCACAAGGAAGCUGUCAUUUCUUGUCGUUUUAUCGCCGUGUUUUGUGCAGAUCUGUUUUAACGGAAUAGAAGUUCUUCUUUCUACGUAAUUGCAUGAAGACUGAUUGUGAUUUUUUGACAAUAACCACAUGAGACCGAGAUCCUCGUCCUCUGCACAAAAUCACUUUCAGGUUCAAUAUGUUCGGGCAGGCAAUCUAUCAGCUGAUUGUUCUGCUCAUUUUGUUGUACUUCGGUGCAGGCGUGAAAAAAGAGGGCGAGCCCGAUAGCAACAUGGGGAAGCAACUAUUCAUUCCGACUAAGUACGCGCCGUCAGGGUCAAGCGCAGACUACGAUACAUGGCAUUGCGAUGCUCGUGACUUUCCCACAGAAUGGGCAGAGAAGAACAAGCUAAAUAUGAACGCGGAUCAGGUAGCUGCCGCGCUAGCGCCCUAUGGCGGUCUCUGUUCCAACUGCGCCGGAUUUCUCGACAUUCCAAAUGGUACGAUAUGAUGCUUCUCAAGACAUGCGUGUAUUUAUGUAUGUAUGUAUGUAUGUAUGUAUGUUGUAUAUGAGUAGCUAUGUAUGUGUGUAGGUAUGUAUGUAUGUGUGUAUUUGUAUGUAUGCGGAGCGAUAGACGGAAGCGGAACGAUAGGAGUAAGUAAACACAUGACGCCAAGAUAUGUCGCAGCGUUAACCAGGAGCAGGCCACGCAAGAAAAACAUGGCGCAAGCAUACAAUUCUAAUACGAUCAAAGGGGCCAGAAGUAGCCAUCGUCGGGGGGCACUGUUCUGACCUAAUCCAAGGGAGAAGACCGAGACGGAAGAGAGAGCAGACGACCUAGCUCAGAACUGUCUACUGGGUGAAAGAUCGUAGCAACACCCGAGGCACGAAGGGCGGAGAGAAAUGACAGAAACAGAAGGCGACAGAUUUACAACGCAGACGGCGUGGGAGCGAGAACCCAACCGAGCCGACGUCGCCCCAGGGGGUUGGCGUAGUUGCGCAGGAAGGCAUAGCGCUGAGGCGCAGAAUGCGGCGAAUCUCUCGAAAUUAGUCAGAAACAUAGCCAACGCCUCCACGGUUUAGCUAUAGCGGCCAACCUGAUGGCGGUGCGCCGAGUGUUUCUGAUUUUCAUGCUUUCCAGACUUGUCAUUAGUAGCAGCGUGCUUAUGCACAGAGCAAAAGGCAAAAAAGUCAAACAGCCAGGAGGACAAUGAAAAGGGCAAGAACCUUCGGGCGGAAAACGAUACAAGUUGCGCCAUGUAUGUGCGAAGAUAGAAAUAGAAAAAAAGUCGGUACUAUCUACGCUGUACAGGUGGAGAGAAGUAAAAAAAGCUGAAAGCGAUUGGCGCUCUGUCUGGGUGAAGCGCUACACGCUAGCGAGCAAGUGAAGUAAACAUAGCGAACGCGUUUAAGAGAAGACCUUUUCGUAGCAGCUAACCUGAUGGCAAUGCUUGCUGUGUUUCUUGUUUUCGUUUUUCCUAGAGCUAUUAUUGGAGACCACCGCAAGGCAAGAGACCUGGCUUUGCAAAUUUGAAAAAUCAGAGGGGGCGGGGGGCAAAAAAGUAGAAACGCCAUGGGCAGGCUUGAACUGGGAGAGAUUCAGUCUGCUGCUGUCUCAGGGCUUUGCCAGGCAAGGCUGGUUUUUCUUAGUCGCUUAAUUACUCAACGAGACCACCCCAGAGCUUUGGCUUUUGUAUGGCUCAACUCUCAGCAGAUAGCCAGCAAGUAGGCACCUCAAACAGAUUGGCCUUGGCGCGGUGUGCUGGAUUUCUCUGGGCUUUUCUUCGUCAUUUGAUUGCCCAACGAGAUCACCCCAAGGCCUUGGCUUCUGUCUGGGUCAUCUCUCAACAGAUUGCCAGCAAACAACUCCGGUAAGCUUUUGGCGUAGUUUGGACUUCUCUCACCUGCGGCAAGAUGGGGCGGCACUAGCAUAGUCAGCACAGCACUCAAUGCGUUACGAGAGUAAUUUAACGAGCAAGCAACAAGACCAGAACACGAAGGAAAUACUUGCGGAGGAAUUUCUAUGGUGUAAACUUUUCGAACGAUGCGAUCUUCGCAUCUUUUGCGAUUUCGAACGAUUUCACUACUUUCGCGCGAAACCGACUGCAGAACGAUAGACGAGAGCAUGAUCCGGGAAAUUUCUCCUGGGAUAGGAAUCUACACACUGAGCAGGCAAAACCGCGCAUGAUUUUCACAACUCGGGGCGGCGUUGCUUGGUUCUUGCCGUCGCGUUUCUCUUUGUCGUCGGGGUCGCUCGGUGUUAGUUUAGGAAUCAACGCCCCCCAAAAUGGUGCAGGAUGUUUACUCUUAUCCCGUUACGUUCUAAAAUUCUGUGCGUCUGCUCUAUGUCUGUGCGUUUGACUAAUUCCAAGUGUCAGAAUUCUCACUGAUGAGGCAUAUCACGACCACCCUUAAUAUACUGAGAACCAACUACAAUGACAGGCCGUGGACACGAUUUCCAGGGCGCACCGACGCAGCAUUACACGAUUAUCUUCAACGCUUUUGUAAUGAUGCAGUUAUUUAACUGGAUCAAUUGCCGAAAAAUAUACCAUGAGUUCAACGUCUUCGCUGGCGUGGAGAAUAACCGCACUUUCGUGGUCAUCUGGUUCACCUGCUUCUUCAUCCAAGUCCUACUGUUAAGAGAUGCUGCUUUAUAUUCUUGUCCUUGUGCGAUCGCAUCCAAGAUGGCCACGAUUACCCUUUCCGACCUGGCCAGAUUAUAUCUUCAUUCAAUUUUUCAUCUCUAGUACAUAAUCUAGGUCACACACGAUCACCUGGUGCCAACAGCAAGGAAGUUAGUUGUAGAAUGGGAAACGGCUACGGCUGACUCUCUUGUAGUCGUGAGGCAAAAUACGACAGUAGUUGGGCAUCAUAAGGCCCUUCUUCAAUUCUAAUGCUGGUGGAAAUAGGUAGGAUUGGCAAGAGCGGCAUCGACGUUGCCUGCGAUGCACACAACCUUGCCUUCCGCACGACGGCGCUCAGUGGCACACAAUGGCUGCUUUGUCUUCUCUGCGGUAUUUUCAGCAUUCCAUGGCAGUGGCUGCUGAUUACCAUCGCGCGCACUUUCUUUCCGGGCAUGGGAACGGUAGACGUUUACGCGCUAGCAGGACACUGGGAGGACAGCGAGGAGAAAAAAAAUGAUUAAGGCAGACCUAUAAUUCAUUAAAAGUUCAGGACCUACUGGAAGAACUUCAUGUUGUGGCAAUUAUAACCAACGUAAUCGAUUUUUCGAAUGAAAUUUUCAUUCCAUCUCCGUGUUAAAGGUUCUGGUAUACAACUGUAUUGCCACUAGUAUAGGGUAAGGAGGUGUAUGUAUACAACACUAGGACUACGUUAAUUAUUUGUUUCUUCUGCACGAGCCUAUCAAUCUGCAGAAGCAAACCAUAAACAGCCCCUCCUUUCCCCCUUCAUUGUGGGCUUACCCCAUGACCGGGUAAACUACUACUCUUAUGAUUCAUUUUUCAAAUGAAAAGGAUUUCCUUACACUGACUUGUUACUCACAGACUGGCGGGUCUAAGAUUGCUUGGUGCAAAAACUUUUGUCGUUCUUGAGAGUUAGUAGAGCAAGGAAAAGCGAGGUUUUCCUACCCGUGGUGCCACAUGUUCUAAUGUGACAACGAGGACGAAGACAAAGGAGGCUACAGCAAAGGCGUGCAUCCAGAGGGUGGAAAGGUCACGGUCAAGACAGUGGGCGAAGUUGAGUAG